Molecule: messenger RNA, 1044 nt
Organism: Hansenula anomala
Lineage: Eukaryota; Fungi; Ascomycota; Saccharomycetes; Phaffomycetales; Wickerhamomycetaceae
Gene: HRT3
Product: SCF ubiquitin ligase complex subunit HRT3
Exons: 1
Coding region: 1-1044 (347 amino acids)
Source: RefSeq, a predicted model, not a curated record
AUGGAAAUAUCAACUGAACAGCGCGCUUUAGAGGUUUAUGAAAAAGGAGUUGCAAAAGAAUCAUUAGGGAGUCUGGGUGACGCAAUACGAUAUUAUUCAAGUGCUUUAAAGAUUCAUAAAGAUGUGGAAAAACUUUAUAGAAAGAAACUACAUGAUGAAUAUCAAAAGGAAUUGAAUGACAGAAUAGCUGAAACUCCAGCUCCGUUGUUAGAUAGUUUAGCUGCGUUGAAAUUAUCUGAGAAUACCAAUGAUGAGGUUGCUGAUGAUGAUAAUAAAGGAGAUAGAGAAGAGGAAGAAUUAAUAGAGCCCUGUUAUUUGUUAAAUAUAUUAACUGAUGAUAUAUUGCUGGAAAUCAUCACAAUAUUGAUAAGAAUUGAUCCUCAUUCAAAUUUCAAAUUAGCAUCAACAUGUCAUAGAUUAGGCAAAUUAUGUUUUGGUACAGUAGCAUUUAGAACUAUAUCAAAAUUAGUUUAUCCACAUCAAGUUUACUCAUCAAGUUCAAUUCAACUAAAUAACAUUACAAAAGAUCAAGAAGAAAUGGUAAAAAAUUGGGAUUUCAACUGGCCUUCAAUGCUAAAUGAUCGUCCUUUUUUGAAAUAUCACGGGACUUAUAUAUCGAAGGUUUCAUAUAUUUCUGAAGGUGCUGCGGAUUAUAGUUUCUAUGCUCCUGUUAAGCUGGUGACUUAUUUUAGAUAUCUAAGAUUCCAUCCUGAUGGAACUGUUUUAAAAUUGACUACAACUGAUGAUCCAAAUGUUAUUAUACCACAAUUUAAAAAAGAAAAUGUUGGUUCAUGGAAAAGUGCAACUAUUGCGAGAUUUUAUUUAGAAAUGGAUGGUCAAGUGAUUAUUGAAUCUAAAACUGAAUUAUACAAAUUUGUGGAAGAGCUACAAAUUUCUAGCUUGGGGUAUAGGAAAUUUCAUAGAUUGAAUUGGAUAACAAGUUUCACAGUGAAUAAAGAAGGUGAACGUGGUUAUUUCAGCUUGAAAAAGGAGAAACCAUUUAAUUUUUCAAGUGUCAAGUCUUACAUGGUAGAUUAUGAAUAA